CUGGAGGGGGUGCGGUUCUCGCGGGCUGGGCCUCCCUUUUCCCAAAACCGAGAACAAGCUAGCGGGACGGCUACUGGCCAGGGCUCGGGUCGCUGUCGUGGCUGCGGGGCCCGGGCCGGGGAAGGGGCGGGGACCGGGGAGCUGGCGGCCGGCCGGCGUCGGCGGCGGUGGCGGCGGGGGCCCCGCUCGGGGUGUUAGGGGACAAGAUGGCGGCGGCGGCGGCCCUCCGCAGGCCGGGCUCCUCCUCCUCCUCUUCCUCCUCCUCUGGCACUAGUAGCAGCUUCAACCGCGGUGGCGCUGGUCCCAUCUCCCCGCGCUCUGAAGGGGGAUAGACGGGGACCGCGGCGGGCGCGGGCGCGGGCUCGGGGCACCGGGCGGGCGGGGAUGGGGUCCCAGACACUGCAAAUCCUCCGGCAGGGGGUGUGGGCCGCACUCAGCGGCGGCUGGUACUAUGACCCACACCAAGGCACCUUCGUGAACGCGCUGCACCUCUACCUGUGGCUGUUCUUGCUCGGCCUGCCCUUCACCCUUUACAUGGCCCUUCCUUCUUCCAUGAUUAUAGUAGCAGUUUACUGUCCAAUGAUAGCUGCUAUCUUCAUUGUUCUGAAGAUGGUCAAUUACCGCCUGCACAGAGCACUUGAUGAAGGAGAAGUUAUAGAGAAGAGUGCUAAUGAACUCACUGAUCGGGGAACCAAACCUGAAAAAGACAGCUGUUCAACCAGAAGAAAAGAUAGCAAUGGACCUAGUGACCCUGGUGGAGGUAUUGAAAUGUCUGAGUUUAUUCGAGAGGCUACACCCCCAGUUGGUUGCAGUUCACGAAAUUCUUAUGCUGGUCUAGACCCAAGCAAUCAGAUUGGAUCUGGCUCACCUCGACUUGAAACAGAAGCAACCAUCAAAGGAGAUACAGAUACCGCCAAGACUUCUGACGAUAUCAGUCUAAGCCUUGGACAGAGCUCUAGUUUGUGUAAAGAAGGAAGCGAAGACCAAGAUUUGGCAGCUGAUCAGAAGCUUUUCCAUCCAGUCUCCAAUGACUCCUUCAUCUCUAUCCAGCCUUCAUUAUCUUCUUGUGGACAGGACUUACCAAGGGACUUCAGUGACAAAGCAAGCUCUCCAAACCACCACCAUCAUGUGGAUCAGUCUCUUUCUAAUGCCUGUGACACAGAAGUGGCUUCUCUUGUACCAUUGCAUUCACACUCUUAUAGGAAAGACCAUCGACCUCGAGGUGUUCCACGGACCUCCAGUUCUGCUGUAGCUUUUCCAGAUACAUCUCUAAAUGAUUUCCCCCUCUAUCAGCAAAGGCGGAGUCUGGAUCCAGUCAGGGAGUUAGAAGCUUCCAAACCUCAUUCUGGAUCUAAAGAAUCUUUAGGAGAAAAUUCUUGCUUACCUGGGGAUUUUCAGCUUGGUGGUGAGUUGAAAAGCUGUAGUCCACAGCCCCCUGCAAAAAGUGGAAAGAAUAAGCCUUUGAAAGCAGACAAAAGUGUAGACAGCUUAAGAAGCCUCAGUACACGGAGUAGUGGCUCAACAGAAAGCUAUUGCAGUGGAACUGACCGGGAUACUAACAGUACUAUCAGCAGCUAUAAAAGUGAACAGACUAGCUCAACUCACAUAGAAAGUAUCUUAUCUGAACAUGAGGAUUCUCCUAGAGUAGGGAAAAAAAAUGGUAGGAAAAAAGAAGUCUUUGUUAACCAAGAGGAAGAUAGUAGCUAUACCAGUGAUAAAAGGACUAGCAGUGAAAUGACUGCUUUGGAAUUGAGUACAAAUAGUGGUGUACAGGAUGCCACAGAUUCCAAUGCCUUAGAUGAUAUGCAUAGUCAGAAGGGUCUUAGUACUUCUGCAUCUGAAGAAGCUAAUAAAAAUCCCCAUGCAAAUGAAUUUACUACACAAACAGACAAGACCACUGGAAAAACUGACAAAAGAGAGGAGCAGAGUGAUAAGCCAGCUCUUACAGUUGACUCAAGAAUUUGUAAGGAUGUUGGUGGAAAACAAAAGGAAGGGGAUGUGCGUCCUAAGUCCUCCAGCUUAAUCCAUCGCACAUCCUCUGCUCACAAAUCAGGUAGGAGACGGACAGGAAAAAAAAGGGCUAGCAGUUUUGACUCAAGUCGGCACAGGGAAUAUGUUUCUUUUCGAGGCAUUUCUGCUACCAAACCUCACAGUGCUAUAUUUUGCCAUGAUGAGGACUCAAGUGAUCAAAGUGAUUUGAGCAGGACUUCAAGCAUGCAAUCAGCCCAUCAGUUUAGUAGUGAUAGCUCUUCCAGUACCACUUCCCAUUCAUGUCAGUCUCCUGAAGGAAAGUACAGUGCUUUAAAAACCAAAUACAUCAAUAAAGAAAGAGGUGCUGAUUCUGAACAUACACACAAGGCUCACAUGGGUCCUGAAGGAACUAACAAAAAGCGAUCAUCACGUCGGACUAAUAGCACAAAUAGUGCUAAGAGUCGUGCUCGAGUAUUGAGCCUGGACAGUGGUACUGUUGCAUGUUUGAAUGAUGCAAAUAGGCUAAUGGCACCAGGGAGCAUAAAACCAUUAACUACUUCAAAAUCAGAUCUUGAAGCCAAAGAAGGAGAAGUACUAGAUGAACUAUCUUUAUUGGGAAGGGCUUCACAGUUAGAAUCAGUCACUCGAUCUAGGAAUAGUUUGCCAAGCCAGGUUACUUUUCCCGAAGGGGAAGAGCAAGAUGCAGCAAGUGGAGCAGCACAGGACAGCGAGGAGAUGGUUACAUUUCGCCGUGAACGCAGCACAUUUAGGCGUCAGGCAGUACGGCGCAGGCACAAUGCAGGGAGUAACCCCACCCCUCCUACAUUGCUCAUCGGAUCACCCCUCAGCCUUCAAGAUGGUCAGCAAGGCCAGCAGUCCACAGCCCAGGUCAAAGUCCAGUCCCGUCCCCCUUCCCAGGCUGCAGUGCUCAGUGCUAGUGCCUCCUUGCUGGUGAGAAAUGGGAGUGGCCACUUAGAAGCAUCACAUGACAAUGCAUCUGCUGUAGGCGGUAGCAGUUUGCAUCAUGAACUUGGUAAGUUUUCUUCCACACUUUAUGAGACUGGUGGUUGUGACAUGUCACUUGUGAAUUUUGAACCAGCAGCAAGAAGAGCAUCCAACAUCUGUGACUCGGACUCUCAUGUAUCCAGUUCUACCUCAGUUCGAUUUUAUCCCCAUGAUGUGCUCUCUCUUCCCCAGAUUCGGUUGAAUAGACUGUUGACUAUUGAUCCAGAUUUGUUGGAGCAACAAGAUAUAGAUUUAAGUCCUGACCUCCAGGAACAUAUGCAACCACAAGAAGAAGCUGCCCAAAAAGUAGAACACUACUAUCGCUUUUGGAUUCUGCCUCAACUCUGGAUUGGCAUUAACUUUGACAGACUUACUCUUUUAGCCCUGUUUGAUAGGAAUCGUGAGAUACUAGAAAAUGUGUUAGCUGUCAUCCUGGCUAUUCUUGUUGCUUUUUUGGGAUCUGUCCUUCUUAUACAAGGUUUCUUCAGGGAUAUCUGGGUCUUCCAGUUCUGCCUGGUGAUAGCCAGUUGUCAGUACUCACUACUUAAGAGUGUCCAACCAGAUUCUUCUUCACCUAGACAUGGUCAUAAUCGCAUCAUAGCCUAUAGUAGACCAGUUUAUUUCUGUUUAUGUUGUGGUCUUAUUUGGCUGCUGGAUUAUGGUAGCAGAAACCUUCCCAUGACCAGGUUCAAGUUAUAUGGAAUGGCUUUCACCAACCCACUGCUGCUUAUGUCAGCCAGGGAUUUAGUUAUAGUGUUCACACUAUGUUUUCCCAUAGUGUUCUUUGUUGGGCUCCUGCCUCAGGUGAAUACAUUUGUGAUGUAUCUCUGUGAACAAUUGGAUAUUCAUGUGUUUGGUGGCAAUGCCACCACAAGCCUGCUUGCAGCACUUUACAGUUUUAUCUGUAGUAUUGUGGCAGUAGCAUUACUAUAUGGACUGUGUUAUGGAGCUCUAAGGGAUUCUUGGGAUGGCCAACAUAUUCCUGUACUUUUCUCUGUGUUUUGUGGUUUGUUAGUGGCGAUAUCCUAUCAUCUCAGCAGACAAAGUAGUGACCCAUCUGUACUUUUCUCGUUGGUGCAAUCAAAAAUUUUUCCAAAUACAGAAGAGAAAAAUCCAGAGGAUCCUCUGUCUGAAGUAAAAGAUCCACUACCUGACAAACUUAGGAAUUCUGUUAGUGAACGGUUGCAAUCUGACCUUAUAGUUUGCAUAGUGAUUGGUGUGCUGUAUUUUGCAAUUCAUGUAAGCACAGUGUUCACAGUUUUACAGCCUGCUCUGAAGUAUGUUCUCUAUACCUUGGUUGGCUCAGUAGGCUUUUUAACCCAUUACAUGCUGCCUCAGGUCCGGAAGCAGCUACCUUGGCACUGUUUCUCUCAUCCACUGCUGAAAACCAAGGAAUAUUACCAAUUUGAAGUUCGAAAUGCAGCCCAUAUGAUGUGGUUUGAGAAACUUCAUGUAUGGCUUAUUUUUGUGGAGAAGAAUGUUAUAUACCCACUGAUUGUUCUUAAUGAGCUCAGUAGCAGUGCAAAAACUAUUGCUAGUCCCAAGAAACUGGAUACUGAGUUAGGCGCUUUAAUGAUCACCAUUGCUGGUUUGAAGUUGCUACGUUCUUCUUUCAGCAGCCCAACUUGUCAGUAUGUCACCGUCAUCUUCACUGUACUCUUUUUCAAAUUUGACUAUGAGGCUUUGUCAGAGACAAUGCUAUUAGAUCUCUUCUUCAUGUCCAUAUUCUUCAACAAGCUUUGGGAACUUCUAUAUAAGUUGCGGUUUGUGUAUACUUAUAUUGCACCAUGGCAGAUUACAUGGGGUUCUGCUUUUCAUGCCUUUGCCCAGCCUUUUGCUGUGCCUCAUUCAGCCAUGUUGUUUGUCCAGGCUGCUAUAUCUGCCUUCUUCUCUACUCCACUAAAUCCUUUUUUGGGAAGUGCAAUAUUCAUCACUUCAUAUGUUCGACCAGUCAAAUUCUGGGAGAGAGACUACAACACAAAGCGUGUGGAUCAUUCAAACACUCGUUUGGCUUCUCAGCUUGAUAGAAAUCCAGGAUCAGAUGACAACAAUCUGAAUUCCAUCUUUUAUGAGCAUCUAACCCGUUCCUUACAGCAUAGUCUAUGUGGAGAUUUGCUGCUAGGGCGAUGGGGAAACUACAGUACUGGAGACUGUUUUAUUCUUGCUUCUGAUUAUCUCAAUGCGUUGGUACAUCUUAUAGAGAUAGGCAAUGGUCUUGUCACUUUCCAGCUGAGGGGACUUGAAUUUAGGGGUACUUACUGCCAACAACGAGAAGUAGAAGCCAUUACUGAAGGAGUAGAUGAAGAUGAUGGCUUUUGUUGCUGUGAACCUGGUCAUCUUCCUCACAUGCUCUCCUUUAAUGCUGCAUUCAGUCAACGUUGGCUAGCUUGGGAGGUUCUUGUCACCAAGUAUGUGCUGGAAGGCUACAGUAUCACUGACAAUAGUGCAGCUUCCAUGCUGCAAGUGUUUGACCUUCGGAAAAUACUCACCACAUAUUAUGUUAAAGGUAUCAUUUACUACGUUACAACCUCCUCCAAACUAGAGGAAUGGCUAGCCAAUGAGACAAUGCAGGAAGGGCUACGCUUAUGUGCUGACCGCAAUUAUGUUGAUGUGGACCCUACAUUUAAUCCAAAUAUUGAUGAAGAUUAUGAUCAUCGACUAGCAGGCAUAUCCCGAGAGAGUUUCUGUGUGAUUUACCUCAACUGGAUUGAAUAUUGUUGUUCUCGAAGAGCAAAGCCACUAGAUGCAGAUAAAGAUUCCUCCCUAGUAACUCUUUGUUAUGGACUCUGUGUUCUGGGGCGAAGAGCUUUAGGCACUGCUGCCCACCAUAUGUCUAGUAAUUUGGAGUCCUUCCUAUAUGGCUUACAUGCCUUAUUUAAGGGAGACUUCCGUAUUUCUUCAAUCAGAGAUGAAUGGAUCUUUGCUGACAUGGAAUUACUAAGAAAAGUGGUAGUCCCUGGCAUCCGGAUGUCACUUAAACUUCAUCAGGAUCAUUUUACUUCUCCAGAUGAGUAUGAUGACCCUACUGUUCUCUAUGAAGCCAUCAUGUCUCAUGAACAAAAUCUGGUAAUAGCUCAUGAAGGGGACCCUGCUUGGAGGAGUGCAGUGCUCUCUAAUUCUCCUUCCCUACUUGCUCUGCGACAUGUAAUGGAUGAUGGCACCAAUGAAUACAAAAUCAUCAUGCUUAAUAAGCGCUACCUUAGCUUCAGAGUUAUCAAAGUAAAUAAAGAAUGUGUUCGUGGCCUUUGGGCAGGACAACAACAGGAAUUAGUUUUCCUGCGCAACCGUAACCCAGAAAGAGGGAGCAUCCAAAAUGCAAAACAAGCCCUGAGAAACAUGAUUAAUUCAUCAUGUGAUCAGCCUAUUGGAUACCCCAUCUAUGUCUCACCCCUGACUACAUCUUAUUCUGACAGCCAUGAACAGUUAAAGGACAUUCUUGGAGGGCCUAUCAGCCUGGGAAAUAUCAGAAACUUUGUAGUAUCAACCUGGCACAGGUUAAGAAAAGGUUGUGGAGCUGGCUGUAACAGUGGAGGGAACAUUGAAGAUUCGGAUGCAGGAGGUGGGACUUCCUGCACUAGUAAUAAUGCAACAAAUGCCAAUGAACUUCACAGCAACAUGUUACAAGGAGGCAAUGGAAAUUCCGGACAAGGGCCUGGAGCAGGGUUCUACCCUCCUGUCACAUCCCAACUUCCAACACUUGGUACCAGCCACAGCUCUCACUCUGUACAAUCAAGUCUGGUUAGGCAUUCUCCUGCUCGUGCCUCAGUUGCCAGUCAGUCCUCUUACUGCUAUAGCAGCCGUCAUUCAUCUCUCCGAAUGUCCACUACAGGAUUUGUACCUUGUCGGCGCUCUUCCACCAGUCAGAUUUCCCUUCGAAACUUGCCAUCAUCCAUCCAGUCCCGCCUUUCCAUGGUGAACCAAAUGGAACUUUCUAACCAGACUGGCCUGGCCAGUAUGCAGCAUGGUCUUCCAUCUUCUAGCAGCUCCAGCCAAAGUAUCCCAGCCUGCAAACAUGCCCUUGUGGGUUUUCUAGGGACAGAAGGAGGACAGAAUAUUGCCACUGAUUCACAAUCAGGGAACAAUUUAAGUCCUGCCAAUAAUCCACAAGCCAAAAAAGGAGAUGUGAUUUAUAGAAUCCAAAUUGUGGAUCCUAGUCAGAUUUUGGAAGGGAUCAACCUGUCAAAAAGGAAGGAGCUGCAGUGGCCAGAUGAGGGGAUUCGGUUAAAAGCUGGGAGAAAUAGCUGGAAAGAGUGGACUCCUCAGGAAGGCAUGGAAGGACAUGUGAUUCACCGAUGGGUGCCUUGCAGCAGAGAUCCAGGUAGUAGAUCCCACAUAGACAAGACUAUCCUUCUGGUCCAGAUUGAUGAUAAAUAUGUUGCUGUGAUCGAAACUGGAGUACUAGAACUUGGGGCUGAAGUGUAAACCAGUGUUUCACAACUACAUUUCAUCCCUUCCUCCCUUCAAUUCCAAGACUGUGGAAAAGGCAUAGAGGGAGUAAGAGAAGAAUCUCCCAGAAGUCACUUUAGUCAUGUUAUGGGAGAGACUUAACAAAUAGAAUGGGCUUAGAAAAGCCUCUUUGGCUCUAUCCCCCCUCACUCCUGCCACUGUUUCCAUCCCCAAAUAAAGUUCAAAUAUUUUUUUAAGUUAGCUGCUGAGGAAACAUUUUGCAUGGAGGAUAAAGAUUUUAUUAAGAAGCAUCUCUUUAAAAAAAACUUUUCUAUGCAUUGCAUAUGCUUUAAAUCAACAAACUUCAUUUCUAAAAUAUGAACUCAUCAUAUUUUUCUAAUUUAUUUGCCAAAAAUAAUUGCUAUGUUUGGUCAUAGAACAUAUGAAAUCCAUUUACCUUAAUUUUUAAAAAAUCAACUUGUGUACAAACUUUCAGUUCAACCUAAAAUAGUUUAAUGCAUAGUAAGAGACUAUGAACAGACAGAUUAUCUUAUUCCUUGUGAGCUAAAAACUUUAAUGAGAAAACUGCACUAAUUUUUUACAGCAAUGCACUAAGAAGUCUGAGAUUGCUCAGAACAUUUAUUUAUAUAUAUAUAUAUAAUAUAUAUAAAAUUAAAAAAACCAUUAUUUAAAUUGCCUCUGGGAUUUGCCCCUCCCUUUCCACAUGAUCACAGAUGGCAGGAGCUAUAUUGCUCAUCCUUUUUCUUGGUUGGUUCAGUAGGUUAGAUUUCAUACUAGUGCAUUUCUUGUUUCCUUUACAUGGGAUACUAAAUCUUGAGGUGAACCUUUCUAUAGGUUGGCAUUGUUUCCCAAAGCCAUUUUUUGUGGUGCAUUCAGUAAUGUGAACACUACUGCCAAUUACUGUGUCCACAUUGAGGAUGAACACCCAGUGCAACAGGAUAGAUCUUGUUUUUCUAUAGCAGUUCUAGAGAUUCUGCUCUUUGCCAAUUAGGUUGGUAUUAGUUCCCAAGAGAAAACACUUUUUUGGAGGGAAGGGCAAAUUUCAAAGUGCUGAAUGAAGAGCUUAUAGUGCUCAAGGGCCUCCUAAGGAUAUUUUGAAGGCAUUCAGCUUCAAUUCAAUAGUUUACCCAAGUAAGAAACUUUUUAAAAACAAAAUUAUACAGAUGGUGCAGCCCUUGUUAUCAAAUCACCCUUAAUCACCUUGCCUUUUAUUUUCCUUUUCUCUUCAUUCUUUUUCUAUUACUUGAAUUUUAUUUCCUAUGAUUAUAUAUUCGGUAUAACUGUAAUUUUGAAUAUUUAUAACUGUGAAGUUGACUUAAUUCAUGUGUUGUCACAUAUCCUAGAUUUUAUUAGGUUUUCUAAUGUGUGUAUUCAGGGAUAUGCGUAACUCAAGCUUACAUUAGGUUGGGUGGGAGUUGCAGCUUAGAUUUAAUUUGCAACAGCAAAUCUUUUCUAAAUCCAGGAGCUAAAUUCCCCUUUUGUGAGUCUUUCCCCUUUUGGUGUGAGACUUUAUGUGAAGGACACUGCAUACAUAGGUUUAUCAUUUGGAAGCAGCCAUCUUUCUACCUCCAUAUGAUCUGACGGUUUAAAUUGUCUUGGGAGGAGGUAUGUCUGAUCCCCUCAGGCACUGAAAUGCCUCACAAAGAAAGUUUAGGAAUGACUAUUUAUGGGAUGAAAAUUAAUGAAUUAAAAUUAUCAUUGCCAUUCUGCUAAAAGACCCAUCUGCUUUAACUGAAGUUAUUUUUGAUCCAAAUGGCAUGUGGUUCAAAUACCCAUUGUAUAUUGUAUUGGGUUUUGCUUAAAUUUGGUUAAAUUCUGUUAAAAUUCCCUCUUUCAAAUCGCAUAUACUAUAAUGGUAUAUCAACUGUACUAUGGAAAUAGUGUAUAAGCUUAGUUUUUUUCCCCCAUCAGACUUUGCAUAGCCUGACAUUUCUGAAUUGAUGGCUUAUUAUUUCCCUGAUACAUACAUUAUAGCAUAUGUAAAUUUGCUUUAUAUAUGUAAGAUUCACCAUCAAAAUUUAGUAUUGAUUCCUUUCCCUUAACUAUAAGAAUAAGGUCUGAACUUUUUAAAAAACAUCUUCUCAAAGAAUUUAUACAUUUUCUUCUUUUUGAAAUGUAUGUUGAACCUCUUCGUUGAUGGAUUAGGAAUAAGGCUUAAGGAUAAAUGAAAGAGGAGUCUUUAGCAGGAUUAUUCAUUAGGAGCUGGGUAAAUUUUUUUCUAGAACAAUAUUAAAUUAAUCAUAAGAUUAUAAUUGCAACUUUACUUCACCAGAAGUGUCAAGUGCAAUAUAUAGUAAGAUUUUAUUUCAAGAGAAAAAUAGAUAUUCUUCACUAGGAGUUGAGUAUAAACCAUUGAUAUCAGGAAAUGAAAAUCACUGAUCCUAAAAAAACCUCUUUAAGUGAAGCAAAGUUAUACAUAAUAAAAGCCUUCUCUUUUCCAUUAGAAAAUUACCCAAUCUCAGAAUUUUAGAAAUUGGAAUCCCUUGAAUGUUUAUUUCCUCAUUGGUAUUUUCUCCGGUUUGUACAAGUGAUUCCUAACUUGACAUAACUCUAUCACCAAUAGCUGCAAUAUAUUCUUUUACAUCAGGUAAUUGUAAUUUAGGGGAAAAAUUUAUAAAUUUUACAGUAUAAAGGAGGGAAAAGUUGAGUUAUUCUCAUUUUUAAACCUCAUAGUGAUAUUUUAUUUGGUGUGCCCUCCAAACCUUUUGCACUGACUGGUGUUCAAAAUAUCUAUAAGAUCCUAGACUAUAAGGAAGCAUUUUGUUAUGUUUCCAUCACUCACAACUUAGUUCUUUUAUGAGAAACAGCUUUAGAAGCCCAUAUUUUGAAAUUUGAAAUACAGAAUUUAUAUGCUAUGUCAACCUUUGUAAUUCAUAGAAAUUAGAAGUAUAUCUGUUUUAGAAGGUAUCUGUUUUCUCAACUUUUCUAUCAGAAGUAGAAUAUUGAAUGAUUUAUGAUUUGUUAAGUUUUUCUUCUUGAAUAGCCCCAACAGAGAUUCUGAAUGAGUCCACUUGUUCCCUUCCAAGUUCUUAAUAUGUUCCCUCCUUUUUCUGAACACAACAUUUGUAAAGACUUUACAUGAUUACUUUCCAUUAAAGAAAUUUCUUUCCAAGCCCAAUUUAUUUAUCCUUUUUCCAAGGAUAAAAUAUUGGUAAAUUUUUAAGGACUUAGAAAAAGUACUAACAUAUCAGUAUAAGUUUUCCCUUUCCUUUUACCAUAAGUAGUUGUUAUGGCCUACUUUCACUACAUUUCCCUUGCUGGAAAGAAAGAAGUUAUACAAGUAAAUAUGUAAUACUAUUAAAAGAACUACCAGUACUUCACCUGUCCUUGAGGUAAAGAAAGCUGUAUCUGUAGACCAUGUGCCAAACCAUUAAAGCCGUCAUUUUUCUACAAGAAAAUGUAACUUAUUGAGCACAUAUACUUUCCUUAUAGUUCUUGAGUUUUUGGUUUAGUGAUUUGUUACUUCAAUAUCCAACUUCAAUGAAUUUUUCAAAGGCUCAUUAAAUGUUGAGGCGCAAGUGUCUUAACCUUUAAUAGAUGUCACUUUGUCAGCUAAGCAUCAAUUCUUCCUCCACCUUGGAAUGUAGGUUGAGGGAUUGCUUUAUUGGAUCAUUUAAUUAAGAGCCUGACACAUUUUAUGUAUAAUUUAUCUAGUGCCUGAAAAGAUGUCUUAUCCUAUUAGCCAACUUUAAAAUGUCUACCAGAUCGAUUUCUACUUGGAGUUAUUCUUUCAUUGAUAUUUCUGCUUGUCAAUUAUUACUGUUCUUGUGUUUGUUUUAUUUUUAUUAUCCUUUCAUAAAUGUGGACAAAUUUAGGUCUUUUAAAAACAUGAAUAUCUAUGCUAAUAGAAUAGAAUAACAUCCUUAUUUUCAUCAUGUGAGAUGAUCAUAAAAAAUUGCUGGAAUUAUUGGUUAUCUUGUUUGGACAAGGGCCCACCAGUGCUUUGUCAUUGAUAUAAUUCAUUGUCAUACUGGAUCCAAAAAUCUGUUUUUACUAUUUCUGAAGGCUUUUACUUGAAUUUUAAUUAUGUAGAUAUUUUUAUUCAUAAGUAUGAUAGCUUCAAAUCUAUAUAACUUAGUUUACAAAGUCAUUGGUUGUGUAAUUGCAUUUUUCAGUCUUACAUUGAAAUGGAUGUUUGUUAAGGUCAGGGUUUGGGAAGAUAGAUACCCUAUGUAUUCAGGCAUCAUUGAAUGAAGAAUGUGUGUCUUAAUUGUUUCUUUAGCUCAGACUUUUGGAUCUCCAUGUCCUGGAGGAUAAAAAGCCGAACAUUUUAUUCUUUUUGUUCCCCUGUUCCCUCAAAAAGGAAUAAUGGUAAAUGAAAUGCUUCAAAUUUUUUUACUUCAAACUAAAAAUGGGAAGGAACCAAUUAUAUAGAUAGAUCUGGUCAUAUGUUAUUAUUAUUAUUAUUAUUAUUAACUUUGAAGCAGAAGUAUCUACUAAGCUGUGAAUUAUUUCAAUAAUAUUUCUUAUUAGGUCAGUAUAACUUAUUUUCCCAAUAUUAUUUAAAUGAACUUUUAAAUGGACCACAUAUGUUCCCUAAACUAGGGUGAAUAACUUCUGGUUUUGAACUGAAUGCCACAGCUCCUAAAUUGUAGAAAUAACAUAAAACUUUCAAAAAUUGGGAGACCAAAGCAGAUUAAUAACCCCAGAGUUACAUGAUACCUUUGUUUCAAGAUUUUUAUGCCUAUUAUAUAGGGUUCUAUCUAUCCUCUUGUAAUCUUCAUUAUGCUCAGUACUUGAUGGCUUCUGACUUAGUAGCCAGACUGGAAGAAAUGAAGGUCAUUAACACAGGGGUGAGAAUAAACUGCUAAUUGUUCUCCAGUUCAGGACAUGCUCUAUUUUCAAAAUAAAGAAAGGGACAUAAGGAUGGCUGCUCCAAAUGACCUCCAGGGCUUCUUAUACUUAAGUUUCAUAAGCCCACAGAAUUUAAAGCUUGAUUACACAAUCAAAAAAUAGAAAUGGGGGGAAAUGUCUGCUUUUGCUUUUUAAAAAUUCACCAUUUAAGUAAAAUUGCAUCCUUAAAUUGAACACAUUAACUUUAUGUGUGAGCUUUACAUGAGGAAAUGGAAGGAGUAAAAUAUAAAGUAGCUAGUAGGAAGGAAGGUGUGAGGGUGAAACAUGGAUUUACUUUUUCUGAAAAUGGGCUCUGAAAAGCAUACAUUGCUUCUACCAGCAUAUGGAUAUCUAUUGGAGAUAAGGAUAUAUGUACUCACGUACGUCUGUGAGUGUAUGUCUGCGUGUGUGUUAUUGGAAACAGCCUGUAAAUAUUGUAGUUGUUUAAAAUGGAAAAUAAAAGCUGAGGUUUUUUGUUUUUGUUUUUGUUUUUGUUUUUCAAAUGUGUUGCAACAAAAGGACAGUAUUGACAGUGGAUAAAACACUGAGGAAAUAAAUUUUUUUUCAUUUUU
Monodelphis domestica (gray short-tailed opossum) is the source of this 12788-nucleotide messenger RNA. It is a transcript of the gene PCNX1, whose product is annotated as pecanex 1. The record is from RefSeq and is a predicted model, not a curated record. Gene Ontology annotation, cellular component: membrane. Lineage: Eukaryota; Metazoa; Chordata; Mammalia; Didelphimorphia; Didelphidae.